UCAGGUCUCUGAGGUUCCACCAAAAUAUGGAACUUGAUUUUGGACAUUUUGACGAAAGAGACAAGACAUCCAGGAACAUGCGAGGCUCACGGAUGAAUGGGCUGCCCAGCCCCACUCACAGCGCCCAUUGUAGCUUCUACCGAACCAGAACCUUGCAGGCACUGAGCAACGAGAAGAAAGCCAAGAAGGUACGUUUCUACCGCAAUGGGGACCGCUACUUCAAGGGGAUUGUGUACGCUGUGUCCUCUGACCGUUUUCGCAGCUUUGACGCCUUGCUGGCUGACCUGACUCGAUCUCUGUCUGACAACAUCAACCUGCCUCAGGGAGUGCGUUACAUUUACACCAUUGAUGGAUCCAGGAAAAUCGGAAGCAUGGAUGAACUGGAGGAAGGGGAAAGCUAUGUUUGCUCCUCAGACAACUUCUUUAAAAAGGUGGAGUACACCAAGAAUGUCAAUCCCAACUGGUCUGUCAAUGUGAAGACAUCCGCCAAUAUGAAAGCCCCCCAAUCCCUGGCUAGCAGCAACAGUGCCCAGGCCAGAGAGAACAAGGACUUUGUGCGCCCCAAACUGGUGACCAUCAUUCGCAGCGGGGUGAAGCCUCGGAAGGCUGUGCGUGUGCUUCUGAACAAGAAGACAGCCCACUCUUUUGAGCAAGUCCUCACUGACAUCACCGAAGCCAUCAAGCUGGAGACUGGGGUUGUCAAAAAACUCUACACUCUGGAUGGAAAACAGGUAACCUGUCUCCAUGAUUUCUUUGGUGAUGACGAUGUGUUUAUUGCCUGUGGUCCUGAAAAAUUUCGCUAUGCUCAGGAUGACUUUUCUCUGGAUGAAAACGAAUGCCGAGUCAUGAAGGGAAACCCAUCGGCCACAGCUGGCCCAAAGGCCUCUCCAACCCCUCAGAAGAGUUCAGCUAAGAGCCCUGGCCCCAUGCGCCGGAGCAAGUCUCCAGCUGACUCAGGUAACGACCAAGACGCAAACGGGACCUCCAGCAGCCAGCUCUCCACCCCCAAGUCUAAACAGUCACCCAUCUCCACGCCCACCAGUCCUGGCAGCCUCCGGAAGCACAAGGAUCUGUACCUGCCUCUGUCCUUGGAUGACUCAGACUCGCUCGGUGAUUCCAUGUGAAGGAGAAGAGAACGUUCAGAGUCCAGAGUACAAAUCCAAGCUUACCGUUACAAUAGGGUACUUCUGCUCAAGGGUCCAACACGGCUACUGGUGCUUUCAAGUUUUUAUUUUUUUGUUGUUGUUAUUUUUAAAAACACACUGUAAUAUGUUGGGUUUAUUUUCCUGUGAUUUCUCCUCUGGGCCACUGAUCCACAGUUAACCAACCAUAAGAGAUAGAUUGAUAACCAUCCUUUGGGGUAACUUUCCGGGGAUGCAAAACGUGCUAGUCCAUGACCUUUCUAUUGAACACAUAGGCGCCUGUGCUAUUUCUCCCCUGCCUCACUUUGCUCAUACACGCGACAGUCUUCCUUCUGUAGAGGGUUGUUUACAUACAUAGCACUUCAAAUGUGUAUGUGGGAAAGAAACUCAUUGGCAAAUCCAAGAGUGACAAACACAAGUGCCCCUUGUCUCCCGAUCUCAAGAAUGCUGGAGACUCCCGGGAGGACGGCAAGGCAGCUCCCCAGGCUCGCGCUUCACUCCUGAUUGAGCCCCCCAGUUUGUUGUCCCACAACAAUUCUGGCUGUCAAGGGGGAGAAACACCAGCAACUUGUAAUUCUGACACCAGAUGUUUAGGAUCCCCGUGCAGGGCUAGCUAAAAAGAGACUAGGCAGAACUGAGUGAGAAACACUGUAGACAUUUCAGUAGAGUUUCUAAAGCACAGUGAAUUUCUUGUCGAUCUCUCCAGUGGGGCACUUUGGAAUCAAUAAGCAAUUAAGAAUUGGUGGUGAGGGACUUCAUAUACCCGAUUCCUCUAGGACGCUAACAUAGCGAGUUAUUACACAAAACUGUAUGGUAUCCAUCUAUCUCUGUUCUAUUGAAUGCCUUGUAAACAGCCAACACUGAAAACACUGUGAGAAUUUGUUUUCAGGUCUGACACCUUUUGGUCGCUUUUUAUAGCAAGAAACCAAUAUCCUUUUUAUAAAACCUCGUGUCUGUAUUUCAGGAGCAAACUCUUCAGGCUCCCUUUUUAUAAACUGGUGAUUUUUCUUUUGUCUAAAAAACACAUGCAGAAAAUUUACCAAAAAAAAAAAAUGCAGAAGAAUAACGUAGUUUAGAAAUCAUGCUGUCACUGCCAAACAGAAACCUCCAGAAGGAAACAAAAUGAAUAGCAGAGGCCAAUUCAAUAGAAUCAGUCUUUUGAUAACUUUUUAACAGUUAUGCUUACAUUAAUAAUUUCAAUGUGGACCAGACAUUCUAAUUAUAUUUUAAACGAAAUGUUACGGCAUAUUUUAAGCAACUCUUUUUUAUCGAUAAUCCUGAUAUUUCAUACUGAAGACACAGAAACCUUGCGCUUGUCUUUACCGCUAGAAAGGAUUUCUCUUUGCUAAGGACUGAUCAUUUGAAAUAGUUCUCGGUCUUUGAGGUACCGGUUCAUAACACUGCUUUUUGUCUGUAAUCAUAGCCCAUAACGGCAAAGACAACUAAAUUUAAGGGAAAGCCAUGCAUGCCAAUUCUGUGUUUGCUUUUAGCAGAUAUGAAGAUUUCCUUAUUUCUUUGUAAUUGUUCGGAUAGUUUGCAAGGGGCAGCAUUCAAAGCCGAGCCGCUGUUUGGCUAGUGUUGUUCCUCCACUUGUGCUGGAAUGAGCUUGGUGUGUGUGUGCAUGUGCGUGUGUGUGUGUGCACAUGUAUGCGCAUGUGCGUGCACCAGCCGUUCCUUCAUGAUUAGGAUCGUGGGUCGUACAUGGAUCGGUGGCAACUUGGUGGUGUUGCUGAUGUGCGCUAUGUAGAAGGGAACCCAGGGGUGGAUGGGGUAUCUCAGAUACCCGUGGACGAGCUUCAGGUGUCCGUAGCUACAAGAAAUACUUUUGGUUCGAGAAAAGUCCUGAUGAUGGUAGUACUGAUUCCUGGUCACAUGGGUCAUUGAAGAACCCCAAAUCGUGAGAACCUCCUUUUGCCCCUCUCCUUUAUGUGUAGGCCUGUUAGAAACCAUUAAGAAGCCCAUUUUACCUACCCCCUACUUCCUUGUGGAAGCUCCAGGUUUUCUUAGUGCCUCCCAGAACAAUUUGUAGUUAAUUGGGAAAAAAGAGCAAGCCAGAGGAGGAGUUCAGAUUUCCUCCUGUGCAGGCCUGAAGCCACCUCUCUGAGCGUUUCCUUGAUCGUGGCGUAUGUACUCAAUGGACAUAUUUUCUGUGGAGUGACCUUUGAUCCAACCGUCUUCUGUAAUAAAAGUAGAUGUUUCCAUCUUCCUUGUAAUCAGUUAGAAGAGAAUGUUUCUGUACCGCCACUUCAGGGGGCUUGGUAUAGUUCCAAAUCCAAGCCUUUAAUAAGUGCAUUUUAAAUUGGCCCAUUUUCAAGGCAGAAAAGAAAAAAAAACCCAAAACAUUGGAACGGAGCGCCUUCACCCCUGUCAUUCAUUCCCGAUUUUGCCCAAUCCGGUUUUACCACUGAAGUCAUUCAGCAAGCAUCUGCCACCACUCUCCACCCCCCCCGCCCCAUCCUCCCUCCCUGUUUUACACGUGCACACACACACGUGCACACACACACACACACACACACACACAGUCCAUCUGUUGCUUGUUCCUACCUCCUGAUUUUUCUCCCUUACAGAAAUAGAAAUAGGGACAAAGAAGGGGAAAAUGUAUAUAUGGGGGCUGGGCUGAACAACUUCAUAAGUAGUGUUAACUAGGGGUGAAUUGAGAGAAAACUUCCUUUUCUCUUCACUGUUUUGGAAAGGAUAGCCAUUAGCAUGACUGCUUUGUGUCCUUACGGACUUUAGUAUUAGCCUAGAUUGAAUCAUAGAGUUUUCUAGCUGGAAGGAACCUUAGGAUCACAUCAUCUACUCCAAAUUCCUCAUUUUCACGCCAGGAACGGAGAUGCAGAGGUAAAGUAAUUUCCCCAAGGUCACACAGCUGGCUAGGGGCAGGGCUGGGAUUAGAACCCACACCUCCUGGCUCUUGUUCCAGAGCCUUUUCCCACUGAACCGUAUUGCCUUCCGCUAGGCCCCUGGGGAUUCUUUGCCAGGGUCAUUUUGGAUCUUGGAGCCAUAUGCUGCUGCCCUGAGCUCAGUGGGAAACCCACCCAGCAACCCAAUACGGCUCUUUCUCCCUGUGUUCACAUGGUUCCCAUCCACAUGGGCGGCAGAUGUCCCCAAAGAGAAGGAGGCAUUGAGGACCAGCAGGAACAAUGAGGUCCCAGACCUUGUCCACCCAAGACAGAGGAUCACUUCCCCACCUUGAGGAGCCCUCAGAACAGCCUUCUGAGCUCCUGCCCGGUCCAGCCGGAAUUGGAGGAAGCCCAAUUUUCCCGGUCAGCUCACCUCCUCUCCUCUCAUACCGGUUGGUCUUUGUAGGCUGAGGGAAAUGUUUCUUAUUCCUAGAGCAGGGAAAGGAAGGAAGGAAGGAAGAGCAGAACAACAGCUUUGUUCAUCCUGACUCCCUGAUGGCUUUUCAGUCUUUUUUGAAUGAGUGUGGCUGCCAUUAAUUGGCAGUGGCUUCUUUUAACAUAUAGGGGAGAGGCAAGCUAGAGGAAACGACCCGGUCUUGCUGUGGUUGGUUGUCAUCCACCAUGUUCCCACAGCCAUCCUGCCUUGAUGGGGACAAUUUCCAGGUAAAAGCAAGGGGCAUUGUAACUAAAAUGUACCCUGGCUGAUGUUAAACAUCGGCUCCUUGUGUUUGCACUAAAAUAGCAAGCUAUGUGCUCGACACGCCAUACUCAUCUUCUUGGGUACACUGCUUGCUUCCGUGGCCUUUGAUGGCAGAAGCCAGGGCAACAAGGUCUGAACGCGUGGUUUUCCUCGCAGCAAGGCUCUUUCUGGGGACUAAGGGGUAUUCAUACGUUCAGUUCCAAGAGAUCUCCUUCUGGGUUUACCCCCACUUCUCAGGAAAUUCUCUCUUCCUCCUGCUUCUCCUGCCCAAUCAGAAGUAACCAACGUACUUUCAAGUGGACGUAGAGUUCUAAGAAGAAGGAAAACAGAAGGGGUCUGAGCCCCUAGAUCCUUCUUUGAAUUGCCCAGUCAAAGUCUUAGAGCAGCAAUCCAGUGCCUGCCUUGGACAAGAGUGUGUCUUCUUCUCUACUGCCUUCAAAACUCUGGAAGGAUAUGCCCUCAGUUCUGCUCAGAUGUGGUUCUAAAUAGGUUUUCUUUUUUUUUCUUUUUUUUAAUGCUUAUUUAUUUUUGGGGGAGAGAGAGAGACAGAGAGACAGAGCGUGAGCACGGGCGGGGCAGAGAGAGAGGGAGACACCGAAUCAGAAGCAGGCUCCAGGAUCUGAGCUGUCAGCACAGAGCCUGACGCAGGGCUCAAACUCACGAACCGUGAGAUCAUGACCUGAGCCGAAGUCGGUCGCUCAACAGACUGAGCCACCCAGGUGCCCAAUAAGUUUUCUUUAAAAAAAAACAACACACACACACAUCUCCCUUGGACAAGGGAAUAAGUAUGCCCAGGUGCCCCAAAUGAGCUCUAGCACACUGAUGAGAGUGAUUUCAAAGACCAGCCUACCUCCAAAACAUCUUUGCGAAGAGAUAUCUUCAGACGGAUGUUCUGGGACAGUGGGGUUUGAGCAACCUCCUUAGCUACCCAAUUUGUUAUGGGGAAUAAAAGGCACUGGAGUUCUAUUUUUUGAAGAAGGCCAUUGGAACUUGUACAAAGGGCCACUUGAAUCUCCAAGGCCAGACCUCAGUCAUGUAUUGCCCUCACUGCAUUGAAGGAUUUAGCUCCUAGGCCUAGGCUGGUUUUAUCAGUAAACCGUCAGUAUUUUGAAGGUCAUCUGAGAUGGGCAGGGGAUGGGCAUUAAGAGUCCUAUGUUUGGGGACCUGGAAUCCACAGAGAAUAAAGUCUCAGACAUUGAUAUGCCAGAAGUGAUCUAGCUCCUCCUAGCCCCUUCCACUUUUUCUUUUCAGAGAUUAGAAAGCUUACUCUCCAUCAGCCUGUCUUUCAGUAUGCCUGGUUAAAGAAUUUUGCCCCUCCUG
Molecule: messenger RNA, 6065 nt
Organism: Acinonyx jubatus (cheetah)
Lineage: Eukaryota; Metazoa; Chordata; Mammalia; Carnivora; Felidae
Gene: DCX
Product: doublecortin
Exons: 6
Coding region: 27-1124 (365 amino acids)
Biological process (GO): axoneme assembly; neuron migration; intracellular signal transduction
Cellular component (GO): neuron projection; axoneme
Molecular function (GO): microtubule binding
Source: RefSeq, a predicted model, not a curated record